This is a messenger RNA of Vollenhovia emeryi, 1354 nucleotides long. RefSeq names its product kinesin-like protein KIF23. The record is from RefSeq and is a predicted model, not a curated record. Lineage: Eukaryota; Metazoa; Arthropoda; Insecta; Hymenoptera; Formicidae. The transcript is spliced from 4 exons. The coding region runs from base 481 to 1047 and encodes 188 amino acids.
GAAGGGUCCGCAUCUCCGCAUUCCUAUUCCGAGUGCGUGUCGGUAUACCUGCGGCGCGCUCCGGCAUCGAACGGAGACGGGUCAUGUCUACAGGCUAUAACAUCAAAAGGGCUUCGAAUUUUACUUUAAAACUUUGGCAUCACAUUUUCGAGAUGUUAUACUAACAUUUUAUGAAAAAAAAAUUGAAAAUUUUGAAGGUUGUAAAUGCAUUUCCCCCCUUAAUCUUUCGCACGUAUUGAUAUAAAACUUUACAACGUGUAUUAUAAGCGGCCAGCAAUCUACGAGCUGUGGACUGCCAAAAAAUAAAAAAUUCAGUACAUUAGAAUUAGAUCAAAAGAAAUAAAAUUAUGAAAAAAAAAUUUUCCAUACUUUUACACAUUUUGAUCUAAUGUCCUGAAUUUUCUUGACUCUGGCAUUUUCACAACCUGUAGAUUGCUGGCAGCUUAUGAUGUUAAUAUAUGUAUAUUAAUAUAGAAUGAAAUGAAGGCGAAAGACGACAAGUUACGAUUGGUGAAGCAAAUUUUAGUCGAUGACAAUGGCAUUAAUCCUGCAAUAGCGUCCGCGUCGAAGGAAGUUCCAGAAUUGACGACAAGAGUGAUCAGUCCAGAUAGAGAUACCAGAAUAUCACGAAAGGACAGAGUACCCGUUUCGAACCCGAGGUACAGACGAUCACAAAGUGCUGACAGAUGGAUCGAUCAUAGGCCUCAGACUCUUGUGCCAGUCGGGACUGUACUGCAACCAGUGAUACAAAGACGGCGAAGCGUAACGCAACUUACGUCGCCGAAAGAGAUUACGGAUGGCGCGUCUAGAUAUUGUCUUGUCGCGCAAGAGCUUGAUACAGACGGAGAACUUGAAACAAAAUUAUACAAGGGUGAUAUACUACCAACGAGUGGUGGCGGAGCACAGGUAGUAUUUCAUGAUAUGGAGUGUCUAAAACAAUCGUCGCCGAAAGCAAGGAAACGCACUGGACCUCGAGAAGAGGGAAUGGACCAAGUGGAAAUUUCUACCUUGACGGAAACGAAAAGACCACGAGUAUUACCCUCGUAAACUGAAUGUAUCAUUCGUAACUUACUCUAAAGCACAACGGAAAUGAGAUAUGCGAUGUAUCUUCCUUCGCACUAUAUAUUAUAUAAUUUUAUUAUUAUUAUAUAUAUAUUCUCUCUCCCCCUACUCUCACGUCCCCCCCUUUCAUGUAAAAAGACUUGUGAGAGGCGAUAUAUUUGAUGUAUGCACAUUUAUUCAUUCUUGAAAUCUAAUCGAAUUAGUGAUGUAAUUUUAUAUCUUAAAUCUCUAUAUCGCAAUUAUUUUUUUAUUUAUUUUUACAAGUUCCAAGAUAAACGGCAUUUGUACAUCU